Molecule: messenger RNA, 2884 nt
Organism: Gymnodraco acuticeps
Lineage: Eukaryota; Metazoa; Chordata; Actinopteri; Perciformes; Bathydraconidae
Gene: xkr6a
Product: XK-related protein 6
Exons: 4
Coding region: 329-2032 (567 amino acids)
Biological process (GO): phosphatidylserine exposure on apoptotic cell surface; engulfment of apoptotic cell; apoptotic process involved in development
Cellular component (GO): plasma membrane
Source: RefSeq, a predicted model, not a curated record
GAGAGAGGGGGAGCUGCAGAGGAGCGGACCUGCGGAAAGGAGAGGAGCGGAAACCCGGGACCUGCAGCCUGAGAACGAUGAUAUGAACCAGGGAAAGCUUUAUAUUAGACGUAGUUUGGGAGUUUUGGAGCACGCAAACACACACGCCUGAAAAAACACAGUGGGAGAUGCAUGACGUCAUAGCCCACCACCGUCGCCAUAGAUGACCGCGCGCAGGACGGGAUGAUGCAGCAGGGAUGAUGCUGCUGGUGGUGGACCGCAACGUGUUCCUUCGCUGCUCACCACGGGGCGGUUGUCGUGCAUUUCGCAGGAGGGCCGGAAGAGGGACAUGGCCGCGGAGUCGGACGGCGGAAAAGCCGGAGCCGCAUGCGGCGGGAGCGGCGGCUUCGCGCAGCUGUACGACAUGGACGCGGAAGAUAACCUGGACUCCGCAGCCAUUCACAUCUGCAUGUGCUGCCGCUCCUCCGCGUGCUACUGGGGCUGCCGAUCCGCGUGCCUCGGGACCCUCGUCGGCCAGGCUCCAGGGGGGGUCGGAAUCCGCGAGACCCACUGUCCCCCCAGGGAGCAGCUGUGGGUGGACUGCCUCUGGAUCAUCCUGGCCCUCCUGGUCUUCUUCUGGGACGUGGGCACGGACUUGUGCCUCGCCAUGGAGUACUACCAGAGGCAGGACUACCUCUGGUUCGGCCUCACGCUCUUCUUCGUGCUGGUCCCCUCCGUGCUGGUCCAGAUUCUGAGUUUCAGAUGGUUCGUGCAGGACUACACGGGAGGGGGGCUCGGUGAGGUGGAGGGGCUGACCAAGAGGGGCGCGGUGGCUUUGGGGUGCCUUUAUCCCGGGAAGGACCGCCUGCAGCUGGCCACCAUUUGGCUGUGGCAAGCCACCAUACACAUCCUCCAGCUGGGACAAGUGUGGAGGUACAUCCGGACGCUGUACCUGGGCAUCAUGUCGCGGCGGCAGAAGGAGCAUCAGCGGCGCUGGUACUGGGCGAUGAUGUUCGAGUACGCCGACGUCAACAUGCUGCGGCUGCUGGAGACCUUCCUGGAGUCAGCGCCUCAGCUGGUUCUGCAGCUCUGCAUCAUGAUCCAGGAGAACCGGGCCGAGACGCUGCAGUGCAUCUCCUCCCUGGGCUCCCUCCUCUCUCUGGCCUGGGUCCUCGCCUCCUACCACAAGCUGCUGAGAGACUCUCGUGAUGAUCAGCGCUCCAUGAGUUAUCGCGGCGCCCUCCUGCACCUCUUCUGGCGCCUCUUCACCAUCUCGUCUCGCGUCCUCUCGCUCGCCCUCUUCGCCUCCCUCUUCCACAUCUACUUCGGCAUCUUCGUGGUGGUGCACUGGUGCGCCAUGGCCUUCUGGGUGGUGCACGGAGGCACCGACUUCUGCAUGUCCAAGUGGGAGGAGGUGCUGUUCAACAUGGUGGUGGGCAUCGUGUACAUCUUCUGCUGGUUCAACGUGAAGGAAGGACGCACUCGGCACAGGAUGGUGACGUACUACAUUGUGGUGCUGUUAGAAAACACCAUCCUCACAGGGCUGUGGUACGCCUACAGAGACCCGGCGCUGACCGACUCCUACGCGGUCCCAGCGUUGUGCGGCGUCUACCUGACCUUCGCUGGUGGUGUCCUGGUCAUGCUGCUUUACUACGGCUUCCUGCACCCGGCCACCGCUCAUCACCACCCGAGUCCCGCCUCUUCCUGCUGCGCUCAGCUUCUCUGGGGUCUCCCUUUGCCUCCAUCAGCUCCUCCCACCGCCCCGCCCACCCCAGCUCACAUGACCAAGUCCGACACGGAAGAGGAAGUGGCCGAGUCGUGUCUUCCCGUCUUCCAGGUGAGAUCGGCGCCCAUCACCUCCAAACCAGAGGGCCCGCUGAUAAAGAUCGACAUGCCGAGGAAGCGUUACCCAGCGUGGGACGCUCACUACGUAGACAGGCGCCUGAGGAGGACUAUAAACAUCCUGCAGUACAUCACGCCGGCCGCAGUGGGCAUCCGAUACCGAGACGGACCCUUAAUGUACGAACUGUUGCAGUACGAGUCCUCCUUCUAACACAUCAAAAGACAUGUGGGUGUUGAGAUUUAGAGGCACGCACGAUGUAAGCACACAAACACAAAAGCAAUCACACUUUUAUGCACACACACGAACACAUUCCCCACGGCCAUGACUCAGCGAUCUGCUUCAGCGCGAGUCCAUCUCUUCCUGUCUCUAUUCCCCUCUAAUCACUGUCCAUCUCGUUGGUUUAGUAUCACGCGUUCGCUCUCUCCGCUGUGAUCAAAAAACGACAAGAAGUUUUAAAAAAUGAGCGCAGUUUCACCCUUUCAUGCCGUUUACGUUGCGUCGCUCACACUUUCUCGGGUUUCAGGAGAAUACAAAGAGUCUGAACAUGUUCUUAGUCUCGUCAAAAGGUAGUGUAUAUAUUUUCGAUGUGAAGAUCGGGAUGUUUUCUAUGUACCGCGGGACGCAUUGGGGUUGGUUAAGUAGCAGAGCAUGAUGGGAAAGAUGGAGAAAGAGCGGGAAUUGGCAUUUAAACAUGGGCUCAGAGAAUAGUGACACAUUUUGGGAAAACGUAGUAAUUCCUCUCCUAAAAUGAUGCUAACACUUAAGCGACACUAAAAAUGAGAAUAUGAGAAGUUGAAGCAGCUCAAAAUUUGACUAAAUAGCUCUUAUGGCGCGUUUCCACUGCAGCGGGUAGCUCGCUUUAAGCGUGCCGAGCCGUGCGGGGCCCGUUUUUGGUUGCGUUUCCACUUGGCCUAGUACCGGCUAGGGUUGCCAGAAACUGACCAUGAUCAAAAUCGAUUAUUCGGCAGCCCUGGUGAAUAAUAAUCGAUUAUUCGACCGACGAGUCUGCUCUGCACGCAGGCUUCCUCCAAGUUUACAGUUAAGCAAACUGGUGGUGUGACC